Messenger RNA from Gilbertella persicaria, 587 nucleotides. Its product is annotated as mitochondrion protein. The transcript has 2 exons. The record is from RefSeq and is a predicted model, not a curated record. Gene Ontology annotation, cellular component: mitochondrion. The annotation marks the transcript as partial. Lineage: Eukaryota; Fungi; Mucoromycota; Mucoromycetes; Mucorales; Choanephoraceae.
CAAUGAUGCAAUUACCAAGAUUAUUUCAUACGUGUCUCCCUAGACACAAAGCCUUGUUUGAUACAUUUAAACUAGCACAAAAACUAGAAAAAGAAGGAUUUACAAGACAACAAAGUGAGGCAAUCAUGGAUUCAUUACAAAAAGUGAUUUCUGAAAGUAUGUCUGAUAUGACGCAUAGGAUGGUGACGAAGGCAGAAAGAGAAAAGGCUAUUUAUGCCUAUAAAGUGGAUUUUGCUAAACUCAAGACAGAAAUUCAACUAUUGGAAAGAAAUGAUUUCACACUCAUGAAGACAGACAAUGACCGAUUAGAAAACGAAUUAGAAAAACUAAGGCAACGAUUAAGAGAAGAAACCACACGCGCCAAAGCCAAUGCAAGACUGGAUCUCAAUCUAGAAAAAGGACGUGUUCGUGAUCAAGCCAGUCUACAUGAAAUCAAGAUUAAAGAGACAGAUACACGUAUUGAGAGUGAAAUUGCUGGUCUAAGAACACAGAUGCAAACCAUUAAAUUUCAAAUUAUGCAAUACAUGAUUGGUACAAUGACUGGUGCUGGUGCUUUAUUCUUGGCUUAUCUUCGUAUGUUUAAAUAG